Lycium ferocissimum is the source of this 1494-nucleotide messenger RNA. Its product is annotated as plastoglobule-localized metallopeptidase 48, chloroplastic. Gene Ontology annotation, biological process: CAAX-box protein processing. The transcript is spliced from 9 exons. Gene Ontology annotation, molecular function: metalloendopeptidase activity. NCBI's taxonomy places the organism in Eukaryota, Viridiplantae, Streptophyta, Magnoliopsida, Solanales, Solanaceae. Bases 16 to 1164 code for a protein of 382 amino acids. Gene Ontology annotation, cellular component: endoplasmic reticulum membrane. The record is from RefSeq and is a predicted model, not a curated record.
GGAAGGGACAAUGAAAUGGGAGCAAAUAUUUACCAAGAGUACGGAUGUGGUCAGAAACAAAACUACGAUUUCCAUAUAAAGAAGAAGCCAAAAGUCGUGCCUGAUUUAUUAAACCAAACAAAUGGAUUAGAGAGCAGAGUUGAUACAUACGCUAAUAAUAUCUUUCAAAUGGCUUCUAUUCCUCUUCCAGCACUCUAUUUCUCCGCAUCACUUGUCAGUUCCAACGUUAACUCUCGCACUAAGUCUCCAAUUAGAUCAAUUAGCAGUGGAUUAAGGAAGCUGAGAACCAAUCAAAGAUUCAGUCUUUUUGUAUGUCGAGCAGCCUCUGUCACGUUUCGUGAUCUUGAUGCCGAUGAUUUUAGGCACCCUCUUGACAGACAGAAUACGUUGCUUUUGAGAGCAAUACCUGGUCUCAACGACAUUGGAAAAGCCUUACUAGGGACUGUUUCUGAACAAAUUAUGCUUCUGGAGAACAUAGGGACGUCAGUUCUUGUUUCAGAAAAUCAGCUCCCUGAACUUCAUCACUUAAUGGUUGAGGCUGCUAGAAUUCUCAAUAUUGAGGCUCCUGACUUGUAUAUACGUCAAAGUCCUGUUCCCAAUGCAUAUACUCUGGCUGUCCGUGGUAAAAAGCCUUUUGUAGUUGUUCAUACAAGCCUUGUGGAGCUGCUGAGUCGAAAGGAAUUUCAGGCUGUCUUGGCUCAUGAGUUAGGUCAUCUGAAAUGUGAUCAUGGUGUGUGGUUGACAUUUGCUAAUAUUCUCACUCUUGGGGCCUACACUGUUCCUGGUGUUGGCGGUUUGAUUGCUCAGAGACUGGAAGAACAGCUCUUCCGCUGGCUUCGAGCAGCAGAACUCACUUGUGAUCGUGCAGCACUUCUUGUUGCUCAAGAUCCAAAGGUGGUUGUUUCAGUAUUAAUGAAAUUAGCUGGUGGCUGCCCAUCUCUGUCUGAUCAACUGAAUGUGGAUGCAUUCUUAGAGCAAGCUCGUUCUUAUGAUAAAGCAUCAUCUAGCCCAGUGGGAUGGUAUAUUAGAAAUGCUCAAACAAGGCAACUUUCACAUCCGCUCCCUGUUCUACGUGCACGCGAGAUUGAUGUAUGGUCGAGAAGUCAAGAGUAUAGGUCUCUUCUUAAGCGUGCAAUGGAGGUGAAUUCUGUGCAAAAAGUUUAGCGCUGCAUGAGGAUGAGCAUUGAAGCUGAAUACAUGUAAAUAUCCAGCAAUUAAAUUAUAAUAUAAUGGUACAAGUGCAGCUGUUUGGGCGCAAAUUUUACAUGGAAUAUAAACCCACUCCAGCAGUUGAUGAAUUGGUAUCUACCUACCGUUAUUUCAAUUGUUGAAGACUUGAAGUACUAGCUUUGAUUAAAUUUCGGUGGUCAAUAUAAUGUAAAGGAGGAAUGAUCUGAAUUUGUAUAGCCAUUAACUAUGUGUAUAUCACCAAUAGCUGUGUACAUGCAAAUACAGGAAACUUUGUUUUGAUUAUGGUCAUCAACAUUAGAAGCA